Exophiala aquamarina CBS 119918 is the source of this 942-nucleotide messenger RNA. RefSeq lists its product as uncharacterized. The record is from RefSeq and is a predicted model, not a curated record. The transcript has a single exon. The coding region runs from base 1 to 942 and encodes 313 amino acids. NCBI's taxonomy places the organism in Eukaryota, Fungi, Ascomycota, Eurotiomycetes, Chaetothyriales, Herpotrichiellaceae.
AUGAGGGCAAGUCUCGCUGGGGCCGUCCUUGUCGGCUGCGGCCUGGUACUUGCACUUCCGCCGGGCCAGGGCAAUAACAACUUGCCGGGCUCGGGCCACGGUGUUUGUGGCACUCCUCACCGGUACAGGUGCUUGGGGGGGAACCAGCCGUCUUAUGCCUCGCGCAUGCCUUGGAUCACCCACACGUCAGGUGAGCCCUCAUCUAGUGUUCUCACGUCGAGUCUGCCUUCCUCGAGCAUUGCCUCCACGACCAGCGCCUCCACGACCAGCGCCUCCACGACCAGCGCCUCCACGACCAGCGCCUCCACGACCAGCGCCUCCACGACCAGCGCCUCCACGACCAGCACCCUCACGACCAGCGCCUCCACGACCAGCACCCUCACGACCGGCACCCUCACAACCAGCACACUCACGACCAGCGCAUCCACGACCAGCUCUGCACCGCCCACCGUGACUACAUGUGAGCUAGGAACUGCUAUGGGAUGGCUGGAAGGCGAUUCCAUCACGCUUAACACCCAAUCCGGGAAUGGGUGCAACCGCUGGGGUUGGUACGAGACGCCGACAUUGGCGGAGCUGCAGAUUGGCAUCAGCGGUAUCCUCUAUGUUGGCGCCGGCGGUAAUGACAUUGCGAAUGCUAUUAACGUCGGAGACUGGACGGCGUUUGCCAGCCCUACCGGUGGCGUGACCGUUACGUAUAGCCUCGACCCCGGGUAUUUCAUCGAUGAAGCUCAUAUCGACUUGGAUUGUCUCCCGAUUGAUACCUGCGCUCCGGGUCAAUACACGUUCAACUCCGGCGCGCUCCCGAACCUCCCCGUCUACGCCAACCCGACGCCGCUCCAGUAUCCUACGUGUUCCGGCGGGUCUCAAGCCUAUCUCAUCAUCCAUGGCUCGAUUAACUAUCCCACAUCUGCGACGACCUGUGAGCCCCCAGUGGCGACAUAG